AUGGAGUUCCUCUCCCGAUUGACUCCUUUCGAGGAGCUGGUCUGGGAGAUGGUUGAGGGGGCCUUGGCUCUUGGGGAGAGGAUCUCACUCCAGGCCUCCAGAGCCACCGGAGACGCUGCUGCUGGCGCGUGCGAGGCUCUCUUCUCCCCUCUCUGCGAGUCUGCCCCUCUCUCGCAGUCUUCUCCCCUCUCCAGCAGCCAGGACGUCGAGGUCCUCGCAAGCAGCGCCCUUUCUCAGGAGCAGCAUACUUGCGAGGCGACCUUGGAGACGCAGGGACCUGAGCACACCCAGGACAUUUCUUCCGGCCUGGUCCCUGAGUCUUCGUUUCUGGCAUUUGGCCUGGCUUGCUGCGCCUCUCAGAGCCCCGCUUCUUCUAGCAGCCAGGAUGGUGAUUUGGCCUUCGCUCGCAGCCCCCCGCUUCUCACGCACACAUCCUCCAGCGGGGAGGCCUAUCUGAUGCAGGGACCUGAACAAACUCAGGAUGGUUCAGACAAGUCGGUUCCUGCCCUGGAGAAAGACGAGCUGCUUUUUCCUCAGUUGCUUGCGAGCGCUGAGCUGCCCACACAGCUGUGCGAGCGGGGCUUGUGUGGCGCCACUGAGGGGGCACUGCCUGCGGGUGGCGAAAGAGUCUCAGAGGAAGAGGAGGGUGCAGGCAGUGGGAGGUCUCAGAGUUUGGUUUUGGCAGAGCCCAGCGGGGGGGCCUGCCACUUUGAGAGGCUGGACAGGGGUCUCCACAUCUUGGACGUCACGCCCGCAGUGUGCCUGGACGACACGUUCAUGAGGCAUGUGGCGCAACUCGCUCCGCUGGAGAACCUUCAUAUACAAGGCUGCGAUGGUCUUACCGAGACGGGGCUGGUUGCGGUUCUGAGGGGUUGUCCAGCCCUGCGUACGCUCAUCUUGGAGCAGUGCGGGGGGCUCUGCGGGAGGGCCUUUGAGGGGAUCCCCUGCAGGCUGGAGGAGCUGGCACUGGAGUUCUGUGGCGGAACGACCAAUGAGGCGCUGUUCUGGGUGGCAGAAGCUUGCCCGGGGCUGGUUACGCUCUCUGUGAAGACAGGAUCGAAGGAUGCUUCUCUUGGUGUCGGCCUUGAGAUGCUGGCCCAGCGGUGCAAGGGGCUGACGAAGCUCGUUCUGCACGCCUGCGGGGUGACAGACGAGACUCUCCUGGCCUUUGCUGUGGGCUGCCCCGGCCUGUCUUCGCUCGAGUUGCACUGCGAGCCCGCCAUCACAGACGGGGGGCUGGCAGCCGUGACGUCAUGCCUCUACCAGCUGCAGCAUUUGGUCCUCUUCAACAACCGCAAGCUUUUCCAGAUUCCACGCAGCGGGCCCGGCCUAAAGUUGAAGACUCUUAGUCUAGGUUGGUUUUGGUACACCCCGGAUUUGCUGCUGCGGCAGGUCACGGAGGAAGAGAGUUUAGAAACGUUGCAGAUCUAUGGGUGCUCCUUUUUGAAGGAUGCCACCGUUGAGAGAGUCCUAGCGAAGUGCAGCCACUUAAAAGUGCUUGGGUUUGCUUUUGAUGAGCUCCUAACUCCGGGAUUAUUGGAAGCUUAUGCUAGAUGCAGUAGGAAGGUCUUCCUCGAGAUCAAAAAAUGCAAGGGCAUUGAUGCAGGUGGUCUAUCUGAGCAGUUGCGGAAUUUGUCUAACGUUGAGGUUGAUAAGGACACAAACUGAUGGCAGCUAAUUUAUAUGUUAACCAUAUAUUGUAGGACAGACCUGGCUCGCAUAGUUCUAGUUUGUACAUAGACGAUGUAGUCUAGAUUUGAAAGCACGCGGGCUCCAUAAUUAAGUUUGUGUUGAACAUUCUCUAUUCUUAAGUGGGU
Molecule: messenger RNA, 1817 nt
Organism: Klebsormidium nitens
Lineage: Eukaryota; Viridiplantae; Streptophyta; Klebsormidiophyceae; Klebsormidiales; Klebsormidiaceae
Source: the annotation of a GenBank genome assembly